UUGUCUGCUUGUUUUAGUUUUCUCCUACGUAAAAAUUCUCAGUUUGGAAAUGAGUUAGGCAACCUGUAGCGAGUCUCAGCCACAGAUCACAUGACAAUACCAGCUGAGCUUCAGGUUUAUAACAUUUAUCAUCACUUUUAGUUUGCAUGCUGAGAUUAAUUAUCUGAGAUUUUACUUCAACAGUUGUGUUAAUGCACUACACACUCAAGACCAAAACAGAAGGAGUUUACAGUAUCUGAUGAGGACACAAGAAAUGAUUGACCAGGGUAGAAUAAAACUCAACCUGAUAAACUAGAAUAACAAAGCUCUGCCCUCCACCUGACUCACCUGAGACAUACAAAGAAACAGGUUGUUAUUCUGCCUCACUGAGACAACACACACACACUCUGAGAGACGGAGGAUAAGAUUCCCAUUCAGACCAGCACGUCCUUUGAGAGAGGACAUCUACAGGAGGGAAUAUUGGGAAUACUGGGACACUACCACUUCAUCCAGCUGCUGAAUCCACAAACUGAACGAGUGAUUUACAACAACAAAGACUCAAAGUGAACGUAAGUUUGAGGGAACAGGGAGUGUCUGAGCUGUCUGCCUGCUGUGAUUUCUGCUUCACUCAGAGACUAAAUGGCUUCCAGGUUAGAGGAAGAUCUCUGCUGUCCUGUCUGCCAUGAAGUCUUUAAAGAUCCUGUCAUCCUGUCAUGUAGCCACAGCUUCUGUAGAGACUGUCUGCAGAGCUGGUGGACAGAGAAACUAAUACAUGAGUGUCCAGUUUGUAAGGAAAGAUCUUUGUUUGAACCCCCUUUAAAGCGGAGGUUAAAGAACCUGUGUGAGAGUUUCCUACAGGAGAGAGAUCAGAGAGCUUCAGAGGCUCUCUGCAGUCUGCACUCUGAGAAACUCAAACUCUUCUGUCUGGACCAUCAGCAGCCAGUGUGUCUCGUCUGCAGAGAUUCAGAAAAACACUCCAACCACAUAAUCAGACCCAUCGAUGAAGCUGCACGACAACACAAGAAGGAACUUCAGGAAACUCUGGAGCCCUUAAAGGAGAAGUUAAAGGUUUUUGAACAAGUUAAAGAGAAGUUUGAUCAAACAGCAGAAGACCUGAAGGUUCAGGCCCGACGCACAGAGACGCAGAUUAAGGAUCAGUUUAAGAAGCUUCACCAGUUUCUAGAAGAGGAAGAGGAGGCCAGGAUGGCUGCACUGAGGGAGGAAGAGGAGCAGAAGAGUCAGAGGAUGAAGGAGAAGAUGGAGGCUCUGAGCAGAGAGAUAGCAGCUCUUUCAGACACAGUCAGAGCCACAGAGGAGCAGCUGAGAGCUGAAGACUUCUCAUUCCUGAUCAACUACAAGGCUGCAGUGGAAAGAGUCCAGCAGAGCCCCCUGCUGGAGGAUCCACAGCUGCUCUCAGGAGCUCUGAUAGACGAGGCCAAACACCUGGGCAACCUGAGCUUCAACAUCUGGAACAAGAUGAAGGACCUGGUCUCCUACACUCCUCUGGUUCUGGACCCAAACACUGCUCAUCCAAAACUCAUCCUGUCUGAAGAUCUGACCAGUGUGAGAACAGGAGAGAAACAGCAGCUUCCUGAUAAUCCAGAGAGGAUUGAUGGUUACCCCUCUGUCCUGGGCUCUGAGGGCUUUAACUCAGGGACUCACAGCUGGGAUGUCAAGGUUGGAGACAGUACAGGCUGGGCUCUGGGUGUGUUAGGAGAGUCUGUCCAGAGGAAGGGACUCAUACGGUCUGGAUUAUGGACAAUGUAUUUCUCUGGAGGUGGAUACCUAGCAUCCUCUCCAUCAGGUCCAACCACUGUUCUCCUGUUGAAGAAGAAGCUCCAGAGGAUCAGAGUGACUCUGAACUGGAACAGAGGAAAUCUGUCCUUCUCUGAUCCUGAUACUAACACACACAUACACACCUUCACACACACUUUCACUGAGAAGAUGUUUCCAUUUUUUAACACUGUGGGUGAACUGAAGGUUUCCCCAGUGAAGGUCUGUGUGAGACUGUACAACAAGAAGUCCACGUUUCAGAUUUUGGUGGUGGGAGGGGCUUCCCUUUGAUUAUCAAAUAUAUCUUUAAUAGGGCUCGGUACUGAACUUACAUACUUUCGGGCACUGAUUGAAUUGCCUCCAUAGUAAUGAGUAUUUAAAAAUGCCUCGUAAUUCAAUAACAAAUGUCAGUACUUAAAUUAAAAGGUUGGUUUGGUCAGUAAUCAAACUGCUACAAGCCUUCUAGGCUACUUCUACUUGGAGAGAAGCUAAAUGUUUCAACUGUUUAUACAUUAAUGUUAAUUUAAGGCAUCACUUUGACCUAUUUCAACCGUUAGCUAAAUAUUUCAACUGUUAGAUACUUUAAAAAAUUUCUCCAAUAAUUUAGCUAAAUAUGCGAACUGUUUAGUCAUUACUUUUAGCUAAACUUCUGUGCUUGCCUGCUAACCAGUUUCCACACGCUCUAACAUAACUGAACAUGUAGUGUUCAGUUAUGUUACAGGUGAUGAUCUAACUACAACAUGUAGAGUUCAGGUGUUACAGGUGAUGAUCUAACUACAACAUGUAGAGUUCAGGUGUUACAGGUGAUGAUCUAACUACAACAUGUAGAGUUCAGGUGUUACAGGUGAUGAUCUAACUACAACAUGUAGAGUUCAGGUGUUACAGGUGAUGAUCUAACUGCAACAUGUAGAGUUCAGGUGUUACAGGUGAUGAUGUAACUGCAACAUGUAGUGUUCAGGUGUUACAGGUGAUGAUGUAACUACAACAUGUAGUGUUCAGGUGUUACAGGUGAUGAUCUAACUACAAUAUGUAGAGUUCAGGUGUUACAGGUGAUGAUGUAACUACAAUAUGUAGAGUUCAGGUGUUACAGGUGAUGAUCUAACUACAACAUGUAGUGUUCAGGUGUUACAGGUGAUGAUCUAACUACAACAUGUAGUGUUCAGGUGUUACAGGUGAUGAUCUAACUACAACAUGUAGUGUUCAGGUGUUACAGGUGAUGAUCUAACUACAACAUGUAGUGUUCAGGUGUUACAGGUGAUGAUCUAACUACAACAUGUAGUGUUCAGGUGUUACAGGUGAUGAUGUAACUACAACAUGUAGUGUUCAGGUGUUACAGGUGAUGAUCUAACUACAACAUGUAGAGUUCAGGUGUUACAGGUGAUGAUGUAACUACAACAUGUAGAGUUCAGGUGUUACAGGUGAUGAUGUAACUACAACAUGUAGUGUUCAGGUGUUACAGGUGAUGAUGUAACUGCAACAUGUAGUGUUCAGGUGUUACAGGUGAUGAUCUAACUACAACAUGUAGAGUUCAGGUGUUACAGGUGAUGAUCUAACUACAACAUGUAGAGUUCAGGUGUUACAGGUGAUGAUGUAACUACAACAUGUAGUGUUCAGGUGUUACAGGUGAUGAUGUAACUACAACAUGUAGUGUUCAGGUGUUACAGGUGAUGAUGUAACUACAACAUGUAGUGUUCAGGUGUUACAGGUGAUGAUGUAACUACAACAUGUAGUGUUCAGGUGUUACAGGUGAUGAUGUAACUACAACAUGUAGUGUUCAGGUGUUACAGGUGAUGAUGUAACUGCAACAUGUAGUGUUCAGGUGUUACAGGUGAUGAUGUAACUGCAACAUGUAGUGUUCAGGUGUUACAGGUGAUGAUGUAACUGCAACAUGUAGUGUUCAGGUGUUACAGGUGAUGAUGUAACUGCAACAUGUAGAGUUCAGGUGUUACAGGUGAUGAUGUAAUGGCCGGCAGGACACCGUUGUGUUGACUGUUCUGAACUGAAGCAGUGCAUCAUGGGAACAUGUUCUGAACUGAAGCAGUGCAUCAUGGAAACAUGUUCUGAACUGAAGCAGUGCAAAGCAUCAUGGGAACAUGUUCUGAACUGAAGCAGUGCAAAGCAUCAUGGGAAUAUGUUCUGAACUGAAGCAGUGCAAAGCAUCAUGGGAACAUGUUCUGAACUGAAGCA
Perca fluviatilis (European perch) is the source of this 3939-nucleotide messenger RNA. RefSeq names its product E3 ubiquitin-protein ligase TRIM39-like. The record is from RefSeq and is a predicted model, not a curated record. Lineage: Eukaryota; Metazoa; Chordata; Actinopteri; Perciformes; Percidae. The coding region runs from base 619 to 2043 and encodes 474 amino acids. The transcript has a single exon. Gene Ontology annotation, molecular function: protein binding; zinc ion binding.